Soboliphyme baturini is the source of this 1552-nucleotide messenger RNA. The record is from the annotation of a GenBank genome assembly. NCBI's taxonomy places the organism in Eukaryota, Metazoa, Nematoda, Enoplea, Dioctophymatida, Soboliphymatidae.
AAGAGGAGGAUGUUGGCGAGUUCAGCAUCACGAUCGAGAAAGAUCAAGCGCAAGAAGAUUUUCUUCAAGGUCGUAUGGUCGGCAAUCCCUACAGCUCAAGUGACUCGGAAAUGGGACCUUUGAUGCGAGAUAUUAAAAACAAGAUUUGUCGAGAUUGUGAGCUGGUUUCGUUGUUGGAAGAUGAUACCGGAAUGGAACUCCUGGUCAACAAUAAGAUCAUUUCGCUGGAUCUUCCAGUGAUGGAGGUUUACCGAAAGAUAUGGCAGCCCCUUCAUACCACCGAACCGAUGCUCAUCAUAUACCGUAUGCGCGGACUGCUAGGCGAUGCUACGGAGGAAUUCAUCGAAACUCUUGAAAAGGGCGGGUCUGGAAAACUAAACGAAGAAGAAGUUUUCAGAGCGGCUGCGGUUCUGUCUGACAUCGACGCUUUCUCUGUAAUGCUCAGCAGAUUGCAGCAUCUAAAGAACCUAAAGGCCGGUCACUGUCUACUAACGACGCUGAUGAUGCUGUUCGAUUAUGGCGUUAAAAUCAAGCGCAACCGUCUGCAUCUGAUCCGCAGCGAGAACGCCACGAUGCCCGCAUUGCUGAGCUGUUUGACAAUGGUUUUGUCUGCAAGAGAUACUGAACUAUACCCGAUUGCGGAAAAAAUUAUUAAUGUCCUGCAACGCAUAUCUUCAGAGGCUAAUUGUUUGCCAGAGGAUGAGUUUGUGAGAUUUGCUGGAGCGGUCGAUACAUCCGCAUACGUUUCCUUUUUGCUUAAGUUCGUCAAACAGCCAAAUAUCAUAGCGCAAACAUCGCUUAGAGAAGCACUUCUUAAGACGGCGACGAACAUCUGCCUUGGUUCCAAAAGCCGAAUGGAUCUGUUGUUAUGCGAGUUUGGACCGUAUUGCAAGUUCCUUCAGAUCGAAUCGCAGAAAGUUGCUGUGACCAAUCAGAUGGAAGCUCUCUGCUUGCUUGUUAAGGGAAUCGAGCUGUCUCGCUUUGGCGCUCAGCUGAAGGACAGCUUUAUUGCGCACGGAUGUGUCAAGAAUGCUAUUGAUUACCUCUCGACUACUUGUCCGCCUUUGUACAAAGUUGGCAUAACAAUUGAAUCGCCGGAAUGGUCUGAAUUCAUUUCUCGACCAAUGCUCAAGUUUGUACUUCGUUUUCUGACUGGCCUUUGCCACGGUCAUGAACCGACACAACUGCUGGUUGCGUCUGACUGUGUUCCGGUCAUACACCGUUUGGAGCCUGUAUCUAGCGAAGAGCACCUUGGAACGCUAGCUGAGAACCUAAUGGAGUCUCUGCGUGAAAAUCCGAAAGUAGCAAAAAAGAUCGAGGAGGUUCGCGAGGAGACUCGUUUAAAGAAAAAGCAGAUGGCCAUGGCUAUGAGACAGAAACAGCUUGGUGAAAUGGGUAUGCAGGUGCGUACGCGUUGCAGUCACAUUAUUUUUAACAUUUGCAUAUCUGAAAUUCGUACAUUAUUUUUUUAUGCGGAGGUGAUACAAUCUUUAGGUAAAUCACAAACGGGAAGACAACGCAUAAAAUGGUCUUUAAUUAGGAACAUCUGACG